Messenger RNA from Lodderomyces beijingensis, 951 nucleotides. The record is from the annotation of a GenBank genome assembly. Lineage: Eukaryota; Fungi; Ascomycota; Pichiomycetes; Serinales; Debaryomycetaceae.
AUGUCGUUGGUUGCUUUGAAAAACGGAGUCGUUGGCUUGUUCCAAGGCCGGACCAAAUCGGAUGACGAGUUACUCAGAGUCAAUAAAUUGUUAGACAACAACCAGCUCCCCUAUGGAUCAACGGAGCAGGGAUCGGCACCUAGAGACGAUAGGGCAGCAGAAGUAGCAAGACACGAGGCCGUGAUACACGCGGCAGCGUCAGUUGCAUCCUCGUCGGAAAAUAAAGAAGAUGACGAAGUAGAGGCAAAUUUCGUUACCCAGUUUUUCAGUAGAUUCGACCCUAGAGUAAUGUCGGAUAUCAUCAUUGGCUUGAGCGACGGAUUGACUGUCCCAUUUGCGUUGACUGCCGGACUAUCGUCGUUGGGCGACUCGCAUCUCGUUGUCACUGGUGGUAUGGCGGAAUUGGUUGCCGGCGCCAUCUCGAUGGGUCUCGGUGGGUUUCUUGCAGCGAAAUCGGAAUCUGAGUUUUAUUUUGCCCAAGUGAAAAAAGAAAAAUUGGAUUUCUUUAAGAAACCCGAUACGAUAAAUCAAGAAGCGGCUGAAAUCAUGUUUGAAUUGGGCGCUAGCGAACCCACCAUAAUAAGCUUCCUCAAGGAUCUAGAUUCCCAGCCAAGAAACCUCAUUGAUUUCGUCAUCAGAUACGGUAAAGGCUUGGAAGAACCGACUGAAGGCCGACAAUUGACUUCGGCACUAACGAUUGGGUUAUCCUAUUUCCUUGGUGGAUUCGUGCCACUUGUGCCUUAUUUCUUUACAAAUACGGUCCAAACUGGGUUGCUCGUUUCGGUGAUUGUCAUGUUGGGCACAUUAUUCAUUUUUGGAUUCAUCAAGACGGCCCUUUCAUUGGGCGACUGUGGCACUUACAAGAAAGUUCUAGAUGGGGUUCAAAUGGUAGCCGUGGGCUCGAUUGCCGCUGGUGCUGCUUGGGGGUUGGUGUAUUUCAUAGAUAAUUGA